UGUUAGAGAGAGAAACAGAAAGAUUUGAUUGAGAAUACAGAGAGACAGAAAUAUAAUCGAUUCAGAGAGAGAGAGAGAGAGAGAGAGGCAUUACGUUCACAAUACAUAAAGACUGUUGUGUGUUUAAAGAGUUACUCAUAAAUACUUACCCAUUGAAGAUUGUACAAUCGUGAAGAAGCUAUGGCGAGAAAUGGCAUCGCGUCCUGGACUACGGCGACGGCGACGGCAACGGCGACGGCGACGGAGAGUCUGAGUAGCUUCGAUCAUUCUAUGUCUGAUUCUGAAGAGGUUCAUGUUUUGGCAGUCGAUGACAGCCUUGUUGAUAGAAAAGUCAUUGAAAAGUUGCUCAAGAUUACUUCAUGUAAAGUGACUGCGGUGGAUAGUGGAAUAAGAGCACUUCAGUUUCUGGGAUUAGACGAGGAGAAUAAUUAUUCUGUUGGGUUUGAUGUGAGUGACUGAAAUAUUGAACUUUGAACUCUGAAUGAAUUAUUCUGUGCUCUGUUAUUUGUUGAUUAGUUAAUCGAUUACUGUGUUACAUUUUAGAGUUUAAAGGUGGAUCUGAUUAUCACCGACUACUGUAUGCCUGGAAUGACAGGAUACGACUUGCUGAAGAAAAUCAAGGUAAACAGUGAGUCAGAUUCAUCAUUUCAGAGUUUGAAGGUUUGCGUUUCGAGUUGUCAGAUUUUGAUUUUCUUUUGUGAGCAGGAAUCGUCUGCCUUGAGAGAGAUUCCGGUGGUAAUCAUGUCAUCUGAGAACGUAGUGACUCGAAUCGACAGAUGCUUGGAAGAAGGAGCAGAGGAUUUUAUUGUAAAGCCCGUGAAGUUGGCAGAUGUGAAGCGCUUGAAAGAUUACAUGACCAGAGACGGAAACCAAGAGAGACGCAUCAACAACAAGAGAAAGCUUCCAGAGACUUGUGAUCUAUGUUCAUCAUCACCGUCCGUCUCAUCAUCGUCUUCGACAUCGCCAUCACAAUUGCCGUCGCAAUCUCCGUCGCUGUCACCAUCACCGUCACCGUCAUGCUCCACUCCCAGCUCUCCGCCACCAUCGUCGUCAGAUUCUCCUUCACCAUCACCAUCACCAUCACCAUCAGCAUCAGCGCCGUGUUCUCCACCACCGUUGGAAUCUCCUACCAGACGGCUUAAAAUGUCCUGCUUGGAUUAGAUCCUGACCGUCUGUUAUGUACUCUGUCUCACCGUGCAAAUAUUCGCAAUUUCCUGUUAUAUGUAACGGUUUUUUUGUUGCAACACACCGUUUUAACUUUUAAUUUUUAUUAUUUUUCGGUGGGGUUAUUUAUUUUGUUAAUUUAUUAUGUGAUAGAGAAUUAAUUAACAAGUUUUUAAGACUGACUGAACUAAUUCUAAACGUUAUGGAA
Molecule: messenger RNA, 1372 nt
Organism: Tripterygium wilfordii
Lineage: Eukaryota; Viridiplantae; Streptophyta; Magnoliopsida; Celastrales; Celastraceae
Product: two-component response regulator ARR4-like
Exons: 2
Coding region: 580-1161 (193 amino acids)
Biological process (GO): phosphorelay signal transduction system; cytokinin-activated signaling pathway
Source: RefSeq, a predicted model, not a curated record